AUGGAGCUGAAUGCUAUUGCAACUGCACUAAUUAUGAGUGCCUUGGGCUUUGAACCAGCAGAUCGAUGUACUAUAAAUCAAAAACUAACCUUAAUAAGAGCAAAAUAAUUUUACUUGUCUAGGGAGAGGGAGUUAUAUUUUUUUUAUUUUUAUAGUAAAUUUUUUUUGAAUUUAAACAAAUCCAAUUUGCAAAUUUAUGUUUUAGAGUACAAACUGCUUAAAUUCAACAGAAUUAGCUAAAGAUUUCAUUAUUAUAAUUAUGAUUUUUGUGUUCAAAAAUGCUUUGGUAGUCAUAGUGAUGUUUUCCCAAAAAUAAGGAUUUUCCAAUGGUAUUGCCUACUUACAGAGAGGAAGUAAGUCGCCUUUCUCCUUCAGGAGGCACUGCACUUAGAGAUUCUGUUGAAACGGGAUUAGGAUUAAUCCUCAGGCUGAAUGCAGAAUUAAACAAGCUUGGAACUGGAGAAGUAUGAAACUUCCUUCAUAUUGUCAUAACUGAUGGUGAGGACACCAGCUCAGAAACUUCAUUAGAAGAGCUCGGAGGGAUAUUUUACCUUGUAGGGCGAACGAUUCCAACGAGCCGCUGCAAGACAGCAUUUAUUGGUAUUGAGCUAAAUAAUAAAGAACUUGCAGAACUUGCUGUUUUGAGUGCUUUGGGAGGAGAUAAUUGUGAUCUUUACAACGCAAAUAAUGUGUCCUUAAAUGAAAUUUUCCAAAGAAUCAGUGUAAAUGUGGGGCUUCAAAGACAAGUUGGAAUAGUAGGCGUGCAAACUAAUAAUAUGAGUGCUUUAAUGUUUCAGCAAAGAAACUCUCCAGUUCUUCAAAUUAGAAGAAAUAGAUUUGCUGUCCUUCUUAACUUGGAUUUUAGUGGUUCAAUGGAAGGGAAAAAAUGGCAAGCAUUAAGAAAUAGCGUUGCAGCUUUCCUUACCCUUUCAUGAGCGUAGAACUAUUUGAUAUUCCUAUCCUGUGAGCGAUAUAAAAAAGAUUUUAGGAACAAUAUUUUUAUUUAUAAGUGAUAGCUAUUAUAAUGAAAUCUCUAGCUAAUCCUGUUGAAUUUUAAAAGCGUAAAUUUUACAAUUAAUUAAUUUUUUCUUUCCAGAUUUUGCAAAUUGGAGUUUUUAAAUUUAAAAAAAAAAACACUAAAAAAUAUUAGUCGUGAAUGAGCAAAUUUUUUGCUCGCUAACGGAAGAGAGAGUUAGAAAUUUACAAGAUGGCGAUUUAGUUUCAUGCGUACUAUUUAAUGGCCAAGUGCAUAAUAUCGGGAAAUUCGGCUAA
Molecule: messenger RNA, 1272 nt
Organism: Blepharisma stoltei
Lineage: Eukaryota; Ciliophora; Heterotrichea; Heterotrichida; Blepharismidae
Source: the annotation of a GenBank genome assembly